This is a messenger RNA of Colletotrichum godetiae, 521 nucleotides long. RefSeq lists its product as uncharacterized. The record is from RefSeq and is a predicted model, not a curated record. Bases 135 to 458 code for a protein of 107 amino acids. Lineage: Eukaryota; Fungi; Ascomycota; Sordariomycetes; Glomerellales; Glomerellaceae. The transcript has a single exon.
GCGACCUUGCAGCAUUGCGGGCCAUGUUUCCUUUUCAAAUGCCUGUGGAUGUAACAGGUGGCGAUAAGGCUUCGAGGUUUCUGCAAUGAAACUUGGCAGUUUACCUCCGCCUUUCUGCAGAAGCGACAGCCGGCAUGCGCAGAUUACGACCUAUGCCACUUCUGUUGAUGACUUCCUGGGGACGCCUCGAGCUCCGACAGGACAGAUGCCUCACCAUCAUGCCGAUGCUGCACCGGAAUAAAGCCCCGGUGGCUCGUCCCGUCGACCGGGCAGGACCUCGCUGGAGUCUGGACACCACGUUGAGUUCUUUCGGACGUAAGAUCGCACGUAAGAUGACGGGACGUCUUUCGUCGUGGGUGGGUGACUGCUUUAGCGAACCCACACGCCAGCUUCUGCCACACCCCAAGGAUACAACCCGAAGGAUUCAUCGCGUCUUUCUUUACGUACGUUAUAAGUGAACGACUUGUCGUCGACCUGUGUGCGAUUUUUGCUUUUCUCCCACUCUAGCUUAACGGCCGAAG